Doryrhamphus excisus (bluestripe pipefish) is the source of this 5453-nucleotide messenger RNA. It is a transcript of the gene igsf3, whose product is annotated as immunoglobulin superfamily, member 3. The record is from RefSeq and is a predicted model, not a curated record. NCBI's taxonomy places the organism in Eukaryota, Metazoa, Chordata, Actinopteri, Syngnathiformes, Syngnathidae. Gene Ontology annotation, cellular component: membrane.
UUUUGGACACGAAGGCAGUAAACUCUUGUGUUUAAUAGUGAGGUCGACUAACAUCCAUUGAUUAAUUUGAUGCAUUGUCUGCUCCGUCCACAGUGCCCGCCCCAUUUGGCUUCUACGUGGGCAGAUAGUGGGAGAUUGAUCACAUCUCCGGGAUUUGCCGUGGAGACACAGCACACGGGCGGACUCAGAUUUGCUCUCUUUAACAUCCGGGCAGAAAACACUAAAACGGACUUAAUUCAGUUUCUAAAUAGUCAUUUCACGUCCCCGUGGAGUGUCCCGAAUAGUCGUGGCAAGACUCGGGUUUGAGUACGUUGGAGCUCCUCCGCAGUAGUUCGUGGAUGUGUGGCGGCAGCACGCCGGGGAGUGGGUUGGGUCGCCCGGGUUGCCUGGCGCACAUCCUCGGUGAUUAGACGCCAAAAGGUGAGCGGAAGAAAAGACCCCAAUAAAGGAGGUUGUGGUGCUUGUGGACGACGUCGUGGGAGGCGAGAGCACCUUGCGAGGAUUUGUCUCGUCAAGACCAGCCGAGCGGGAUUCGCCUUUCUUCCUUCCUCUCUUUUUCCGGGUCUGGAGGAGCGCUCGUCCAAACAGGAAGCGGACAUCGCUGGGGUGGCUCAGCCGGGCGAGGCGCGAUGGCAACCGGUGUGCUCUUUGUCGCCUUAGCGCUGCUUGCAGGUGCCGCCGUGGCCCAGAGAGUGGUGACGGUGCAGAGCGGGCCGCUCAUCCGCACCGAAGGCUCCCACGUGACCAUCUGGUGCAACGUGACGGGCUACAAGGAAGGCAUAGAGCAGGACUUCGAGUGGUCCAUGUACCUGCCGACGGCGCCGGACCGGGAGAUCCGCAUCGUGAGCACGGCCCAGCCCAACUACGCCUACGCCGUCUACGGCCAGAGAGUGAACAGCAAAGAUAUUUACGUGGAGAGGCUGAGUCGAGACUCGGCCCUGCUGCACAUCACUAAAGUGCAGGCCAAAGACCAGGGCCUGUUUGAGUGUUACACGCCCAACACGGACGGUCGCUACCUGGGCUCUUACAGCGCACGCACCAAUCUCACCGUCAUUGCAGACUCGCUGACAGUAACGGCGCCGGCCCAGACUCUGUCCAAAGUGGAAGGUGACACCCUGCAACUCAACUGCGAAGUGUCCAGGACCACAACGCAACACACGCACUUGUCGGUCGGGUGGUACCUGAGGGCCCCGGAUGACACCACACCCCCACCGCAAGAGCUGCUCACCCUGUCAAAAGACUUUGUUCUACGCUCCGGGGGUCCGUACCGUCAGAGGAUGGCGGCAGGUGACCUGAGAUUGGACAAAACCAGCGCCACGUCCUACCGACUCACCAUCCAUAAACUGCAGCCGGUGGACCAGGGUCUUCUCUACUGCCAGGCCGCCGAAUGGAUUCAGGACCCGGACGGCACCUGGUUUGCUAUGACCCGCAAGCAGAGCGACAAGACUCAGCUCCGCGUUCAGCCCACCGAUCGUGACUUCAGCAUCCAGGUGAGCACGGAGCGACGGCCCUUCACGGCCGGUGAGCCGCUGGAACUCCGCUGCGCCAUCGAGGCGCAGAACGUCCCCGAGCGCUUCUUCUCGGUGUCGUGGGUCUUCAGCAGCUCACCGGUGGCCGUGGUGGGCCCCGGCGCCGUGCCUCUCCUGGGCCCCGACUACGUGGCCCGCGAGGCCGCCGGCCACAUGACGGUGCGCAAGGAGAGCGACAACGUGCACCUCCUCAAACUGCAGCACCUGCGCGUCGAGGACGCCGGCAAAUACAUCUGUCGGGUAACGGAGCGGGAAAAGACCCCCACGGGAGACUUCAUCGACCGCAGCAAGAGGUCCCGCAAUGUUCAGAUCACAGUGCAGCCGCUCAAGAGCAACAUCACCGUCUUGUUGUCAAGCAACUCCUCCGAAGUCCUGGAGGGCAACGUGAUACAACUGACCUGCAUGGUCCACUCCACCACCGGCCCGCUGUCCGUGGUCUGGAGUUGGACGGACAAGCAGGGGAACGGUCCGGCCCAGGAGCUAGCCGCUUUGGAUCGGGACGGCAAAGUGCGGCACGGCGAUGCCUACAAGGAGCGCUCCAGCUACGGCGAAAUCCGCGUGGAGAGGUUACGGGCCGACACGUUCUCGCUGUCCGUGUACAACGCCUUGCCCGAUGAUGAGGGCUCGUACAGCUGCACUGUAACGGAGUGGUUUCAGACGGGAACUGAACCGGAGCUGACCUGGGGAAAGAUCGGAGACAAGUCGGCCACAGAGACGAUCACCGUCAAAACCGUUGAAUCCUCCUUCAUGGUCUCAGCCUCAUCACGGACUCCCUCUGUGACCUUUGGAGACUCCUUCGACCUCCUGUGCUUGGUCAAACCGCGUCACAACCCCCGCGUCCCCACCUCGGUCACCUGGCGCUUCAUACCGGCUGGCACGGAGGCGACCGACGAGGGAGAGUUCAAGGAGCUGGUGACUUUCACCCGGGAGGGUACGCUGAAGUGGGGGGAGCAGCUGCUCGGCCUGGGCACCCGCACCACGGUGGACCGCUCUCAUUCCAACACCAACUUCUGGCUGUCGGUGACACGGGCGGGGCGGCGCGAGGCCGGCAAGUACCAAUGCACCGCCGUCCUGUGGAGGAAGAACUACGACAACAGCUGGAGCAGAGUAGCCAACCGCACGUCCAACCUGCUCGGAAUCAGCGUCCUGCAACCAGAGAGUAAACUCCGAAUACAAAAGACCAACCAGUCUCUGGUCAACCUGGAAGACAGUCGGGUCAGGAUCAAUUGCUCCAUCGCCUCCCAGAGCAGCCAGGACUCCCAGCAUGCCGUGCUGUGGUACGUGAGACGAGCCACGGGGUCGGAGACCGACGAGCUCCUGCUCAGGAUCGAGCGAUCGGGCGCCCUGGAGUACGGCACGUACGCCGACGAGGAGAGGCUCCGGCGCCGCGUGCAGGCCGAGAGGCUUUCGCCACGACUGUACGCCCUGACGCUGAACAGGGCGGAGAGCAGCGACUCGGGGACGUACUACUGCCUGGUGGAGGAGUGGCUCAGCGACCCCGAUGGGACCUGGUAUCGCCUCUCUCGGGACACGUCCGGGUUCACGGAGGUUCUGGUUCGACAGCCAGAGGCUCGACUGCAAGUCGAGGAGACAGACUCAAACGUGACCGUGCCGGAGUCCGGAUCCAUCCGCCUGGGCUGCAGCAUUCCGUCCCAGUCGUCCCGAGACUCCCGUUUCUCCGUGUCUUGGUACGUCGAGCGCUCCGAUGACGAAUAUGAAGAGCUGCAGCCGGGAGAAGAAGAGCGUAGCGAGCGGGCGUGCGUGUUCUCCAUUGGACAUGACGCCAUUUUCGGGAAUGGAAACUGCAGCCCCAGAGAGGAGGCGGGACCAAACUCCCGGCUCCAGUUUGAGAGGACCACGUCGGAUCAGUACAGCCUGACCAUUCAGGGAGCUCGGCCCACCGACACGGGUCGCUACUACUGUCACGUGGAGGAAUGGCUGCUCAACCCUCGCAAUGCUUGGUACCGCCUGGCGACCAACAAUUCGGGCAUCAUUACGGUCAAUGUGCUGCAACAAGAGUCCACCGUCAAGUCGGUGGUGUGCUCCAACGACGCUCUCUUCUACUUCGUCUUCUUCUACCCGUUCCCCAUCUUCGGCAUCCUCCUCAUCGCCUUGCUGCUGGUGCGCUUCAGGAGCCGCAACAACAACAAGAGCCAGGAGGGCAAGAACGGAGCCCCCCUCCUUUGGAUUAAAGAACCGCACCUCAGCUACUCGCCCACCUGUCUGGAUCCACCGGCGCUCAGCCUGCACCCCGGCUCUGUGGACUAAGAAUGGGGUUGAUGCCCGAGUCGCUGCACGCCACUGAUCCAGUCGACACGAGGAGCAUCAGGACUCCGCUUGCUGUCUUGAUCCAUCGGUCCAUCGGCUGCCUGUGUGUGUGUGUGUGUGUGUGUGUGUGUGUGUGUGUGUGUACGUGUGUGUGUGUGUGCAAGAGCAGUGUUAUCUUGGGCCUCAUUUGUGUCUCUUUUUUUUUUUUUUUUAAUUACCCCGAAUAUUGGUCUAUUUUUCAAAAAGGACCUUUAGGAGAAGGAACUCGGGCAUUGAUUGGACGCCCAAAAAAAGCCUCCACAGUCCAAUCCAAGAGCACCCACUUCGCCGGUUGCCAUAGCGAUGCUCCGAGGAGACCACUGACUCCAUAGCUGAUGACUUGGCAGCCUGCGUGGAGACAAAGGAAAGGUCCACCUGGUCCCACUAUGAAUUUGGCCCACAGAAGAAAGUCCUGGAGCGCCACUCCAACACUGCCAGACAGACGGACUUCUGUACCGCCCCCCGCUCUCACCCCCCUUUUUGGAGACCACGGAGAAACAUAUUUCCUUUUCUGUCCUCCACGUUUCCACAAAAGAUGGCGGGGUUGUAAAUACCUCCUUUUUCAUUUGCUCAAGGGAGUCGACUGAAAUUGAAAUAUCACACAUUUCUUUUCAUUUAUUGUUAUUUUAUCUUUAAAAGACGACUAGUGUGUAAAAUUGUAAAAUAACUAAAUGGGCCCACUGUUAUGAUAUUAUAUUGGUAUCAAUCAUACCAAACUGGGUAUUCCUUAUUGGUAUUGCUCACCUCUAAAGUCAACCAGUUUUUUUAUGCCAACACAGAAAAUGUGCUAAUAACCGUAGAAGAGGAAACAUACCAUGAGUCAUGUGGUCUGUCCCAGCUGCUCAGUAUAAAAAGCCAACAGACAUAAUACAAUAAUAAAAUCAUCUACAAUAAUAGAAGAACACGAUACACCACAAAGGGAGGGCCGCAUUUAUUGGAAACAUGUUUGAUUUCCAUAAAGAUUGCUUUGACUGAGCAUUUUUUUUUAAUUUAUCUGUGCCAAGUCGUCAUUUCCACACAAAAAGAGAGGUCGCGUUGUAAAUAUUUCCUGCUGCGAUCGUUUCAGCUGCUCUGAAAAUCAAAUCUCACACAUUUCAAUAAUUUAAUAAUAAUUUGGGCGUUUUGUCUUGAAAGAUAACUAGUGUGUAGAUACUGUUGUGUAGUAAAACACACACGGUACGGUGCCGAGUAUGUGACUGUGAGCAAGUGUGGUUUUUUUUUUUCUAUUUAUUGUUUUAUACUUUUUGAUUUAUUUUAGUUUGUUUUGGUUUAAAAAUGGUCAACUUCACCCAACAGAUGAUGCUCCGUGUUGUUGGAGAUGUUCCAUUUCCUAGCGAAUGAUUGAAGGUUCGAUGCUGUUAUGAUGAAAUGAUGAAUACGACUGUGGCUUGACGUGUAACGUUCCAAAAACAACAAUAAAAAGGUUUUGCUUAUUCUUUUGUGGCACCACUCCUCGACGGGAUUUUUAUACCGAAAGUGGCAAAGGGUUGAACAUUUGCAUCACCUUGCCUAGAAUGCAGAAGACGGGACAGCACCCUUUCACUGCCAGACUGGACCUUCAAAAAAAAAAAAAAAAAAAAAACUGAUAUCCCAGUCGUGUCAACAUGUAUAAUAUUG